AUGCUAAUCAGCGCUGCUGGUGGCAUGGGAUUUUUACUAUUUGGCUAUGAUCAAGGUGUCAUGGGUGGCAUCAUUUCAUCGGAGUCGUUUGUGAAGCAAUUCAACAACCCUUCUACAUUGCAACAAGGGUUGAUUACCGGUCUAUAUGAUAUUGGUUGCCUGUUCGGGUCAUUGUUCACAUUUGUGACCGGCGAAGCACUUGGAAGAAGGAGGUCUAUUUAUGUCGGUUGUGUCAUUGUCAUGGUCGGAACUAUUCUUCAAGCCACGGCUCAAGUCAUUCCGCAUCUGAUUGUGGGACGAAUUGUGACGGGAGUGGGUGUAGGAAUUAUGACUUCGAUCGUGCCAACGUGGCAAUCCGAAGUUUCUGCAGCCAACGAACGAGGCAUCUAUCUCACGCUCCAGAGUGGCAACAUCAACACCGGCUUCGUACUCUCGAACUGGAUUACGCUUGGGGCUUCCUAUGCAACGACCGAGUUCCAGUGGAUUUUUCCUAUCUGCGUACAACUUAUAUUUGCCUUGUAUCUACUCGUGAAUGUUCCAUUCCUCGUCGAGUCCCCGCGGUGGGUGGCAAAUCAUAGGUCUGUAGAGGAAGCCACAAAGAUUAUCGCACGCUUGCAGGAUCGUGACGAAGACCACGAAGAUGUAUUGAAAGUUCGUGAUGAAAUCUGCAGAGCCCUAGAAGAGGAAGGACAUAUCUCGUGGUUUGAUCUCUUUAGGAACGGAGGACAGCAGAACUUCCGCCGUAUGCUUUUAGGAUUCGGAGUUUUGUACAUGCAACAGUUGACGGGAAUCAACUCCAUUGCUUACUAUAUGCCUGUCGUGCUAGGCGAGUAUCUUCCGUUGUCAAGCUCAAUGACUCAUAUAAUCGCUGCUGUUGCUGCCACUCAAUAUCUAUUCUUCUCAUUCCUGCCGGUUGUGUUCAUUGAAAAGGUUGGUAGGCGGACUAUCAUGUUAUGGGGUGCGGCGGCGUUGAUGCUUUUUUCCGCUUUGAUUGCCGUUGGAUUCAACGUCCCCGGCCAAGGAGGAGCCAUAAUGACCGUGAUUAUGUAUUGUCUAUUCUAUGAUGCGUUUGGAAUGAGCUACCUCAACGUCCCGUGGAUGUACGCUCCAGAAAUCAACUCGUUGAAAUUGCGGUCAAAGGGUGCUGCUAUAGCUUCUGCAUCCAACUGGCUCUUCAACGGUAUCGUUGUCACCAUCACGCCCUCCACUCUCGCUGCAAUUGGUUAUAAAUACUACGUUGUUUGGGCUGUCUUUAAUGCAUCGUUCAUUCCAAUGGUGUAUUUUCUCUACCCCGAAACGAAAGGCUUGUCUCUGGAGCAAAUUGACCAUAUAUUUGAGGGCCGAGGCCAGGGAUGGAGUUGUCUCACCCAGGGCGUCCGAGAAAGUAUCAAAGGGGCUGCAGCAAUCGAAGCGGCUCGACCGGAGCAUUUGCGACUCCGUGAUGCUGAGAAUGCUCUACAAGAUUCCUCGGGCUCGGUUGGUGAUAAGGAUGUUCCAACUUCCGUCAACCUUGAGCAUGCGAAUUAG
This is a messenger RNA of Talaromyces rugulosus, 1527 nucleotides long. RefSeq lists its product as uncharacterized. The record is from RefSeq and is a predicted model, not a curated record. Gene Ontology annotation, cellular component: membrane. NCBI's taxonomy places the organism in Eukaryota, Fungi, Ascomycota, Eurotiomycetes, Eurotiales, Trichocomaceae. Gene Ontology annotation, biological process: carbohydrate transport; transmembrane transport. The transcript has 10 exons. Bases 1 to 1527 code for a protein of 508 amino acids. Gene Ontology annotation, molecular function: carbohydrate:proton symporter activity.